Messenger RNA from Miscanthus lutarioriparius, 582 nucleotides. The record is from the annotation of a GenBank genome assembly. NCBI's taxonomy places the organism in Eukaryota, Viridiplantae, Streptophyta, Magnoliopsida, Poales, Poaceae.
AUGGAGUUGCACAAGGACGUAGUGACGAGCAUCACCGUCGUCGGCCACAGCCUCGGCGCUGCGCUUGCUACCCUGAACGCCGUCGACAUCGCCGCCAACGGCCUGAACGCCCCCGCCAGCACCAGAUCCUCUCAGCCGCCGUGCCCGGUGACGACCAUCGUGUUCGCGUGCCCGCACGUCGGGGACCGUUUCUUCAAGGCAGCCUUGGGCUCCUUCCGGGACCUGAGGGCCCUCCACGUGAAGAACGCCGGCGACGUCGUGCCGGUGGUCCCGCCGCUCACGUACGUGGACGUGGCCGUGGUGCUGCCCAUCGACACAGGCCGGUCGCCGUACCUGCGGCCGACGGGCACGCCGCAGACGCUCCACAACCUCGAGUGCUACCUGCACGGCGUCGCUGGCGAGCAGGGCAGCGCCGGAGGGUUCAGGCUGGAGGUGGACUGCGACGUGGCGCUGGUGAGCAAGGGCGCCGACGCGGUCAGAGAUGAGUACCCGGUGCCGGUGAACUGGUGGGUGCCCGAGAACAAGUGGAUGGUCAGGGGUGCCGACGGCCACUGGAUGCUCAAGAACUUCGAGGAAAUCUAA